AGGGCCCGGCAUUUCAUACGCUUUACCAGCCUUUGCAUUGCUGUGCUGUCGCGUCCCUGGUUUCAUCUGUUUUAUCUUGCCUCAAGUUAAACAGCAUCCCCCUUACUCCUGCUCCUAGUCUGUCGUCCAAGGUUGACACGACAGCUUCCGUUUCGUCAUGGCUACCAUGUUGAAUACAAAUGCUCUGCAACCGCCUAAAACUGGCUCAUCUCGCUGGUCGAAAGCUCUUCCGGAUGUCCCUGGUCCUGACGAUCCAAGUUUUUAUGACGAUUAUUAUGAGGAACCUUCCCCUCGUCUACCUCCCGCCAAAGAGCUUCCACCACCUCCGCCGCGCUCGACUAGUAUAGCCAACGCGAAGCCGUUACCUCCAUCACUGCCGCCGUUACAUCUGCUUGCGGUUGAUUCCCCUCCAUCUGGUCCGCCGAAAAUGGCUAUUCCACGCCGGCCCAUUGGGAAGCUGCCUGCAAACCCACCACCACUACCUCAGAAAGAGCCGCAGCAGCCAAACUCAUCACAGAUUCCCCCGUCACCUUCGGAAUCACUAUCGAGUAUUCUGUCGGCAUAUUCACGCUCGUCCGGCGAAUCCCUUGUCAGGUCGCCUUACGAAGCUAACGACAGUGUUCGUCAGAGUGAGGCAAUCUCAUCGCCGAGCCACCAAGCUCCACCCGCCAACACCAACACUGGCACGUUUAUUAGUCCCUCCGCCCAGCAACAACAGCAUCAUUAUCAACAGCAACAACCGCAACAAUAUGUUGCCCAGAAGCUGCCCGCCAACCACACUCGGCCACCCCCACUUCCCUCUAAGGACACUAAAUAUCACCUUCCAGCCACGCCUGCUCCUGUUCGAAAACCAGUCCCAGAGAACAAGCUGUCUGAACCGAACUCAGCGUCGUCGCCUUCUUCCCAGCAGCAGCCUCAACCUCAGCUUUGGCGUCGUCGGUCGUCAAAGGCCGAGCGGAGUCUUGAGCUUCCCGACCUGAAGCUUGUUGCUAGCCACGGGUCGACCGCUGCAACGCAGCCAGUUGUCGCACAUGUUCAACAGCAGCUUUCUUCAAACGGACCUAAAAUUUCCACAAUACCAAACUGGCAGCCUGGGAGCACCAACCCCAUAGCUCCUGCUGGUCAGGACUCCCAAACGUCGCCAGCCGCUGAGCAGGUGCCCGACACCCCAACCAUGGGGAUCAAUAGUUCCAAACUGAACCGUCUCAAAGGGAAACUCCAUCUUCAUCGAAGGGGGAAAUCAUCGGGUGACACAAGCAAGUCUGCUUCAACGCCACGACCUGGGGCAAAUCGCCCUCCCACGCCUGAGUAUCAGAAGGAAGAUAUCAAGACCCCCGUCGUUGAUUCUUUUGUUUCGCCUUUGUCGCCCGCUUCAUCACCAGAACCCGCUGCGCAGGUGUCUCCAGAAAUUCCAAAUGAUGCCACAAGUAUAUUUCCUCAAGCACAAACCCAAGAACACCUAAGAAGUACUGGUAGCAUCACACGUAAGGCUGUGCAGGUCCCUAGGCUACCGAGCCCUUCGGAGGACAAGCCGGUUUCUGUAUCGCCAGAGGCGGCAUCGUUACCACCUUCGGUCACCGAUUCAAAGGGAAGUCGAGGAUCCUCUGGCAGUGACACCGCUGUUCACCAAGUCCAGCCUCCUACGGAAGUUUCAAAUCGAUUCCCACCACGACAUUCAUCCGUAAGGUCGAAUGCCCCGCCACGACAGUCAGCAGUUGAACACGAUCCGAGACUGGUGCCAUCCGAGUCUCAGGGACCCCUUUACAGAGGCAGAGAUGGUACCCUGUAUCCUGAGAUGAAGGUACUGCAGGAACCCGACCCGCGCGCGGCCUACUUCCCCAAACAGUCCGAGUCACCUAUACCGGAGGGUACCAUCUUCAAGGCGCCGCCGCUGAAAAAGUCUCAUUUCAAUUGCUACCAUGGCCAUAAGACGAUGAACCGCCGGACCAACAGAUAUUAUCCAUUGACUUGUCAAACGUGCGACAAGUCGGAUGUUGAAGAUAGAUGGACUUGCAGUUUUUGUCAUCUACGAAUAUGCGAGCACUGCGUCAAGAAGCUUAACAAUAGUGGCAAUGACCUGCGCCGACUGGUCGGCCACCCACAACUCACAUCAUAAUCGAAUCCCCACGAGCGUUGCGACGAAAUUGUCUCUUAAUAUUCUUCCAUCAUUUACCAUUUUCUCUCAGCGCCACAUUAACCGCACUUAUUCAUGCUCUUUCCUUUGUUACGUAUAGAUUCUCCUCGCAGGUUUGAUCAUAGUGACACAUUGCAUGUAUUAUAUACGAAAAGGCCAUGGGAGGGUAGGCCAGGAGGAAAACAUAGACAGUAUGGGAUGAUGUCGUUUAUCUCGACCUGAACGAUACCGCAUUUGCUAGCAGCAGCAUGUUUACGAGCUCAGGGAAUAUGGGGAAGAUGAGGACAUAUUGUCCAUUUUUGUUGGUAUGAUCUGGUGAUGUCGAAAUGGAAAAUGGACUCAUGUUUGCUGCUUCGCUGAGGCAAUGUGAUACUACGGAUGUUAAUGCGCUGACCUAGAAGGGGCAGCUUGAUUAGCUACUUAUCAAUGAUGAAAAAAUACCUCGAUAUAAGAAA
Messenger RNA from Fusarium oxysporum Fo47, 2589 nucleotides. RefSeq lists its product as uncharacterized. The record is from RefSeq and is a predicted model, not a curated record. The transcript has a single exon. The coding region runs from base 158 to 2116 and encodes 652 amino acids. Lineage: Eukaryota; Fungi; Ascomycota; Sordariomycetes; Hypocreales; Nectriaceae.